CCAAGAUAAAACAAAAGAACAUGCCCUCUUUAUCAUCUAUAACAAGAAGAAACAUGAAGAGCCAGAAUACGCUGAUCUGCAUAUAUGGCUUCUUCACAUUUGUACUUCUGUGGUCAUCGGAAAUUGGGGCCAAUGCCACUAGAGAGGCCAAGCAAUGGCGGCACCCCGGUGGCGCAAGGCAGCUGCUCAGAGAGACGUUUUACCCUUCGUAUGGAGAAAGCAUGCCGAAUUCAUUUCAGUAUAGGAAAACCUCUACAAUCUUUAACGUAUUAAACUUCGGUGCUAAAGGUGAUGGGACAAGUGAUGAUACAAAGGCAUUUGAAGCAGCAUGGUUUGCUGCUUGUAAACUAGAGGCAUCAACCAUGGUUGUGCCCAAAGGUUCAGUCUUUUUGAUCAAACCCAUAUCUUUCUCUGGAUCCGAUUGUCAACCAAACAUUAUCUUUCAGUUAGAUGGCAAGAUUAUAGCUCCAAAAGCCUCAGGAAGUUGGGAAUCAGGCCUCCUUCAAUGGCUGGAAUUCACAAAGCUAAAUGGGAUCACAAUCCGUGGAACCGGUAUAGUUGAUGGUCAAGGCUCGGGUUGGUGGACAAAAUCAGGAACUAAACCAACAGCUAUAAGGUUUUAUGGAAGUUCUGAUGUGACAGUAACGGGAAUAACCAUACAAAACAGCCCACAAACUCACCUCAAGUUUGAUAACUGUCAAUCCGUUCAGGUUUCCGAUAUUACAGUUUCCUCCCCAGGCGACAGCCCAAAUACAGACGGAAUUCACUUGCAAAACUCUCAAGAUGUAACGAUUCAAAGCAGUAAACUCGCUUGUGGUGACGAUUGUGUUUCCAUACAAACCGGGUGUUCAGCAGUAAACAUUCAAAAUGUGGAUUGUGGACCUGGCCAUGGAAUAAGCAUAGGGAGCCUUGGUGAAGAUAAUACGAAGGCUUGUGUUUCAAAUAUAACUGUUCUUGAUACAAAGAUCCAUGACGCAAUGAAUGGUGUACGAAUAAAGACAUGGCAGGGAGGCUCGGGCUCCGUGCAAGGAGUGACAUUUUCGAACAUUCAACUUUCUCAAGUCAAAACUGCAAUCGUAAUUGAUCAAUACUAUUGUGAUGGGAGCAAAUGCAAGAACGAUUCAUCAGCUGUGGCUGUUUCAGGGAUAUCAUUUGAGAACAUAAGAGGGACGUAUACCGUAAACCCUGUUAAAUUUGCAUGCAGCGAUAGCUUGCCAUGUACAGAUAUAACUUUAGACACUAUAGAGUUACGACCAGUACAAGGAAGUGCUCAUUUCAGCAAACCAUUCUGUUCGAAUAUCUAUGGAGAACUUAAAACAAGCACGACCCCUCCAAUCGAUUGUUUGGUCGUUGGAAAACCAUCAAGAAAACAAGGUCUAAAUAACUACGAUUCUUGCCAGAAUUGAUGCUAUUUCUAUGAGUAGAUAAAUGGAUAACAAAUAAGUUUAUUACGUUUUCCUGUAAUCAAUAUAGAAAGAGUUUCAUAUUACGCGGUU
Messenger RNA from Lactuca saligna, 1496 nucleotides. NCBI's taxonomy places the organism in Eukaryota, Viridiplantae, Streptophyta, Magnoliopsida, Asterales, Asteraceae. The record is from the annotation of a GenBank genome assembly.